UCGAUCGUCGAUUUGCUGCUCGCACAUAACAUUUUUAUGAGAACCGCCGCGUUUGUGUGUCGUUUGCACGAUCAGAGUUGCGUCCGUGUUCGGCGUCCCGGACGAUGAUUUGCUGAAACGUUCCGUGAACGAUGGCUGCGUUGGCUGGCAACCUGGUGUCGCACACGCAGAUCUUCACGACGCGACCGAACAUGGAGAGCACCGACGGUUCAGUGUCGAUGGACUCGGACAAUUUCGACAGGGUGUCCGCCCAAUUGGACAACGCGAGUUGUUGCAGCGACGACACGGUGCUGUCCGUCGGCAACGAGAACCCGCCGCCGCAACCGCCGUCGCCGCCGCCCACGGAGACGCUCAGCUUCAAGAACAUCGAGAGCCAUCUGAACGCCAUCUCCCAGAUAACGAACAGCACGCUGAACCCGGACCUGUCCAGGAAGUGCGCGUCCUCUAGUCCAGUCAAUCAUAGAUUAAGCCCAAGUACAAAAUCGGACUCGGCCAGUUUCUUGUUCCGAACUGUGGACUUCGACAAGUCCAAUUCGAACGAACUGUUCCGCUCGAACCUGUGCUCGCCGCGGUCCGUGUCCGAACCCGACUCGCCGCCGUCCUGCAGAAGUCCGAAGCACGAGAACUUCUUCUUCAAUCAGAACAAAACUAAUAACAACAACGAGAACAAUGCCAGUCUCAAGUUCUCCAUUGAUAACAUAUUGAAGGCCGAUUUCGGUCGUCGCAUCACCGAUCCGAUACACAUCCGAAAAUCGAAACCGAAAAAGGUCAGUCCGGAACUGAGCGGCCCGGACGAAGGCAAGGCGUCGGGUCCGGUGGAUCUGAGCAAGAGCGACGCUCCAAGCGGCGACGCCAAGGGGGAUCAGCCCAUCCUGUGGCCCGCGUGGGUCUACUGCACCAGAUACUCGGAUCGACCAUCAUCAGGUCCAAGAACACGAAGGGUAAAGAAACCGGGAGCACCGAAGGCCGGUGCCACACCGGAAGAGAAACGACCGAGGACGGCGUUUUCGGGCGCCCAGUUGGCACGACUGAAGCACGAGUUCGCCGAAAAUCGUUAUUUGACCGAACGCAGAAGGCAACAGUUGAGCGCCGAAUUGGGCUUGAACGAGGCACAAAUUAAAAUUUGGUUCCAAAACAAACGGGCGAAGAUCAAGAAGGCGUCGGGCCAAAAGAACCCGCUGGCGCUGCAGCUGAUGGCACAAGGACUAUACAAUCACUCGACGAUUCCGCUGACAAAGGAGGAGGAGGAAUUGGAAGCCAUGCACGCGAGCAAGCCCUCAUAGAACCAGAACUAGAUGAAUUUUCGAGGAUUAGGUUUAUUGAGUUCCGUUGGUGAUAAUUUCAUGCUUCCAUUUUUUCCAUUGUGAUUUUUCGAUUCGGUUACGUUCUGCGGGACCGGGCGGCUACCCGAUUGCCGACGACGCUUUCAAAAUCUUAAUUACAAAUUCUAAUUUUGUACGUUGGGAACACUAAUGGGCGCAAAUAUCUUGCCGCGUCCGAAUGACCCAUUCAAUCCUGAUUUUGUUGUCGGAAUUUUUUCGGGGGGCCACUUUUCCCGCACGUUGUCUCUAACUGUUUUUUUUUU
Aethina tumida (small hive beetle) is the source of this 1585-nucleotide messenger RNA. It is a transcript of the gene En, whose product is annotated as homeobox protein invected. Bases 132 to 1283 code for a protein of 383 amino acids. The transcript is spliced from 2 exons. Gene Ontology annotation, molecular function: DNA-binding transcription factor activity, RNA polymerase II-specific; RNA polymerase II cis-regulatory region sequence-specific DNA binding. Gene Ontology annotation, cellular component: nucleus. The record is from RefSeq and is a predicted model, not a curated record. Gene Ontology annotation, biological process: neuron differentiation; multicellular organism development; regulation of transcription by RNA polymerase II. Lineage: Eukaryota; Metazoa; Arthropoda; Insecta; Coleoptera; Nitidulidae.